Dentiscutata erythropus is the source of this 2010-nucleotide messenger RNA. The record is from the annotation of a GenBank genome assembly. NCBI's taxonomy places the organism in Eukaryota, Fungi, Glomeromycota, Glomeromycetes, Diversisporales, Gigasporaceae.
AUGUUUAAAAAAAAAUACAACACACGUUCUCAAAGAGAAGAAAAAGACCAAGAAUACAAUACUUCUAACCUUACAGAAUCCUCGGAUAUAAAUGAUGCUAAAUUAUCUGAAAAUUGCCAAGAAUUUAAUAAUUUUGAUUCUCCACUCCUCAAUUUACUUCAAUUAGCUUUUGAAUCUAAAAACCAGCUUGAAACCUCAAAUAAAUGUUUCCAAAGUAAAACAAAUAAGAAUAAUAGGCAGAUUCUUCCUGAUCAAUCAUUAAAAGUUCCAAAUAUAGAAAUAUUAACAAAUAAUGUUAAAUCUAAUUCACAACUAUCGAAUAUUAAACAACUUGCAAAAUCUUUAAGUCACCACUCUGACCAACAACAAAAAAAACAUGGUCAAUAUUUGAGUGAUAAAUUAUUGUCAAAAUUUGAAUGGAAUGAGUUAGAUGAAUUAAUAUUGCUUUUGUUACCCUUUGCACAAUCAACAAAAUUAAUUGGUGGCACACAAUACCCCACUCUUGGUAUGAUGCUUCCUACUAUUUCACUACUAACCUUACAUUUGUGUCAUAUAAAAAGAUCUCUUAAAUCAUCUGAAAUUCUAAAUGUUUGCCAAUUAAUUGAAAAUUCUAUCUUUGCUUGUUGGGAAUCACCAUUAAUGGAGGCUUAUAUAGCUUCUUAUUUAGAUCCCAGUUCAAAAAUUUAUCUUUUACAAAUAGUGAAAAAAAAAGAAGUUUUAGAUGUAUUAUCCAAAAUAAUAAAAACAAAUAAUACUUCUAUUAACACUCCAGCAAAAACUGAAAUGAAUCGGUUUUUUGAUUAUGUUGUUAAUGAUGAGUUAGAACGAUAUGAAAAAGUAACUCAAAUGAACAAGUUGCUUGGAUCAGGCUUUACUAAAAUCAAUGUGGUUCCUAGUCAUACGGACCAAACUACUAAGUAUGUUCUUUCUAUUGAUGGAGGAGGGAUUCGAGGUUUAAUUCCAGCUUUAAUACUUGAAGAAAUUGAGACACAAGUGACGGAGAAAGUGAAAGCACGCAUUAACAAGCAAGAAGUGGAUGUUAGAAUCGCCGAUUUAUUUGAUUUCGUGUCUGGCACAUCAACAGGCUCUAUAAUUGCCUUAGGACUCGUAGUUUCGGACGAGAACAAUCGUCCCAAGCUUAAAGCAAGUCAAAUUGUAAAGAUCUAUAGAACAGAAGGAAAUAAGAUUUUUUCGAAAGGAUUUCUGUCAAAAUUUCUUCCUGUACCUUUGCUAUUUCUAUAUGAUCCUAGCGGCAUUGAAGAAUUAUUACGUACAAACUUUGGAGAUAAAAAAAUCAUCGAUAGUGAUAUUGUAAAUGGCAUCAAAGUGCUUAUUCCAUCUUUCAAUAUCACUCAUAAUAAGCGUGCUUUUUUUACCAAUUAUAUCCUUCCCAAGGAUGAGAAUGAAAAGCCGGCACAGGAUGAGCGUGAACAGAAGAAUCGGGAACGGAACUAUGCGAAAAAAGAAGCCUACAUGCGAGAUGCAAUAAGAGCCAGUACAGCUGCACCCGUCUACUUUCCCAGUGCGCGUAUAGAGAUUGAAAAUGGUGUAGUAGAGGAGUUUAUAGAUGGCGGUGUUGUUAUGAAUAAUCCAUCAACUAAAGCUUAUACCGAUUCAAAAAGAUAUUUCGAACGUGAAAAUCCAAAUCAUAAAAUUGUAAUGUGCUCUUUUAGCACGGGGUAUUUCAAAGAGUUACCAAAAAGUCUAGGAAAUUCUACCUAUCGGUGGGUAAAACCAAUUAUUUCUCUUACGAUGACAGAAGAAGGUAUAUCGAAUAAUAAUAUUAUGCAAUCCAUAUCGAAACUUGAUAAAAAAAAUUUAACUUACCAUCGAUUCACUACGCAACUCAAUCGGAGGAUCGAGUUAGAUUCAAUGCAAACUAAAGAUAUAGAAGAAUUGGAAAAUGCGGCUAAAAAAAUUAUGCAAGAGAAAGAGUUUUCUGAUUUAGUAGAUGAUCUUUCAAAUCACUAUAUUGCAAAAAUGCCAAAAAUAAAAGAUAAUCAAAAGUAG